AUGGAUAACGAUCCUAUUGAGCCCUUGCGGGCUGACGCUGGUCCCAGCGAUGAUCCCGCGAUUAUCAAUGAAGCCAUCACUCGAGCUCGUAUCGAGCGUUUCCAGAAGAGUCACGAUAUCAGCAAGUACAACUUUGACGACUUGCCCGAGGCGGCGCAUCAAGCCCGCGAAGACCGCUUCAUCGAGUGUGUUAAGACCUUACUCGACCUUGCCCUUGGAGAGGAUACAGCACUUCCACAGCACAGCCCCAAGGAUUCCAAGAAAGAUGAUGAGCCGGACGCCUCUGAAGAUUCUCUCUACUCGACCGUUCCUCUCGACAUUUCUCCGUUCUGUGGCUCGGUGCGCCUCCUGGAACUCUUACCUGCAACAAGUCCAGAUGCACCAAUUUGCGCCAACCUCAAAUGUCCCAGAAACUUGCCGGGGUUGCCCAAGUACGAGGCUCUCUCAUACGUACGGGGCUCACCUGAGCCAGUGUGCGCCAUCACAGUCAACGACCAUCAGGUCAUGAUCAACUCGAACCUCCACGACGCCCUGAAGUAUCUCCGUCGAGCAGAAACCUCACGAAUCCUGUGGGUGGACCAGAUAUGCAUCAACCAGCAAGACACAAUCGAAAAGUCCCACCAGGUAGCUCGCAUGGGAGACAUCUAUCGCAAGGCCACCGACGUCGUCAUCUUUCUCGGCCCUCCCACUGCACCUCUCACCUUCUUCAUGGACGCGUUGGCCAACAAACGCCUCAUCGAUCUCCAAGAUGAACCUUUGUCUGAGCCAGGCAGCAUCUUGCAACUGGCAGUCGAAGCCGUCUGCGCCUUUUGCUCGAACCCAUGGUGGACACGACUCUGGGUGCAACAGGAAUUCUACCUCGCCAAUGGCGACCCUCUGUGGUUCUGUGGAGAUCUAUCAGCUCGCACCUCUCAGAUCCAAGAAGAGCUUGGUCGACUCCGCAAGGACUUUCUCGAUCACCGUACUGAGCUAGAAGACCGAGGUAUCCCAGACCUAAGCCUGGAAUACGCGUUUAAUAAUCUCUUUCCCAUGGUCCUGGAACAACUAUCCCAGCGGUCCAACUCCAGAGGUCCUCGUCGACCAAGGGACAAUGGAAAGGGUACUUACCAGCCAAAGAAUCGCCUCCAUAUCCUUCCAUCUAUGCUGUACGCACAAUUGGACAGAAUUGCCUCAGAUCCGCGGGAUUAUGUCUAUGGCGUUCGAGAUCUCAUGGGACCAGUGUUCAGCCAAACAGUUCUUCCAGACUAUUCGAAGAGUGCCGGGUAUGCAUUUGAACUACUGGCUGCAUGGCUUCUUCUUGUAGAAUCCUGGGCUGACAUGUUCUGGCACUACCCUUCUCGACCACCCACCUCCGCUGAUGAUCCCGUUGCUCCAUCAUGGGUCCCAGACUUUUCUCGUCGGUCUCACAAGCCGGUCUUUGAGCCUACUCCGGCUGACGCAAACCCCAGCAAGGGUCCUCGACACGUCAGCUGUGCUAUUGUCGACCGGGUACUGCACAUCCAAGGACGGGAUCUCGGUACAGUCAACAGCAUUGUUUUGCUGCCCGCUGAUAACAGCCUCGCCUUGAUUAACGAGCUUUGGCGAUUUGACAACCAGCACAACGACCUAUCCACGGCAUUUGCCAGGCUUGGCCUCGUCGCCAGACAACCCUCCUCUUCCUUCUACUGGGCCCUGGACCAGUUGACUGGCGUCGAUCAAGCAGCAUCAACUCGUACUCGGCUGAAUUUCCAGUUGGACGUUGCUGUCCUGUUCAACAUUCUCGAGGAAGAAUACGACAAAGUGAGGCGAGACAUUGACGCAAACCCACUGGUGGGCGAGUCCUCCGAAGACGACGAUGAAUCAGAGAACGCCUCUUUGUAUUUUCGCAACAUGCGGCUAUCCGGCAUGUUCACCUUCCUCAGAGAUAAAGCUCUCGGAGACUUUGCAGGUUCCUGCAUGUUUGACUACGCGAACCUGGUAUCCCAGUUACAGGUCCUCGCGUUCCAGACUCAGCAAGAGACAGAAGACUUGGCGCAGCAGUUGUUCGGGAUCGAAGAAGCACAAGAGGAGAGUUUGCCGGAGAUGCAACCUUUCUGCCUCGCCCUGGCUCGUCAACUAUAUACUGGCGUUCACGAUGAAGAGAUACAGGACUGCGUGGUUCGUAUCCUGCGCAUUGCGAGAGUGUUCCAUGAGGUUUGUCAACACCGAUGGAGCAAACUCACACUUGAACCCGAGGCAACCAGAGAUGAGAAGUCGACAGAACAUGACGCCCUGGUGGAAGAAUUGACCAACAUGUCGCGGGACAAGUUACGCAACCUGGACCACGUGUUGCCUAAAUGGGACCAGGAAGUGAACCCGCUGCAGGCUCUCCUAGACAGAAGAAGCGUUACGUGCGAAGGACGGGGCUUAUUCCGGACUUCCAACGACAAGAUGGGCCUCUCGUGCCCUGGCGUUGAAGGUAUCGCAGUGGGUCAGAGGAUUGUGAUGCUCGAGGGCCCUAAAUUCCCCAUGAUCAUCUGCCCGACCCCAUCCCCAUCGUCUGACAAGCACAGAUACGGAAAGAUGACCGGACAUGCCAUGGUUGAGGGAGUCGAGGCGAGCAGCGAGGGAUCGCCCAAGGCAAAGUUCAAGAUGUUCAGAAUAGUUUGA
Fusarium vanettenii 77-13-4 is the source of this 2628-nucleotide messenger RNA. RefSeq lists its product as uncharacterized. The record is from RefSeq and is a predicted model, not a curated record. Lineage: Eukaryota; Fungi; Ascomycota; Sordariomycetes; Hypocreales; Nectriaceae. The transcript is spliced from 2 exons. Bases 1 to 2628 code for a protein of 875 amino acids.